AUGGACGAUUCUGAAUUCGAUAAGAAUGAGCCUUCACAAAGUAUUGAACCUGCACAGCAAAAAGAGGGAGAAGAGUUUGUUACAGAACAACAUUGGGAGAGUGAGCACCACUCACACAGCGAACAUCAUAGCUCUUCUUCCUCCGCUAGUCCUCCGUCAAUCUCAGGAAACUAUUCACAAUCAAGUUAUGAUUAUUCGAAACCUCAGAAUAGCGAGCAUUCAAGUUCUAGCUCAAGUUCUAGCUCAUCUUCCACUAAAAGUUCUCCAUCGUUUUCAAGAAACGAACAAAAUAGAAGUUCGCAGACAAGUUCUGACUUCUCGAAAUCUGAACGCGAUGAGGAACAAACCGCCACCCCCUCAAGCUCAUCAUCAAGUUACUCAUCGACUUCGGAAAAUGAACGAUCAAGUUCUAACUUUUCUAAAUCUGCGAACACUGAGCAAUCAACUUCUGACUACUCAAAAUCUGCAAACAGAGAGCCCCAAACUGUCGACCACUCUAGCUCAUCUUCCAGUUCAAGUUCCUCAUCGACUUCGGAAAAUGAACGAUCAAGUUCUGAAUUUCCAACAUCUCCUAGCGUUGAGCGAUCGAGUUCUAACUUUUCUAAAUCUGCAAACACUGAGCAAUCAACUUCUGACUACUCAAAAUCUGCAAACAGAGAGCCCCAAACUGUCGACCACUCUAGCUCAUCUUCCAGUUCAAGUUCCUCAUCGACUUCGGAAAAUGAACGAUCAAGUUCUAACUUUUCUAAAUCUGCGAACACUGAGCAAUCAACUUCUGACUACUCAAAAUCUGCAAACAGAGAGCCCCAAACUGUCGACCACUCUAGCUCAUCUUCCAGUUCAAGUUCCUCUUCGUCUCCUGUGACCGCAGACUCGCAAUCGAGCUCUGAAUUUCCAACAUCUCCUAGCAUUGAGCGAUCAAGUUCUGGCUUUUCGAAAUCUGUACAAAAUGUCAACCAUACUAUUACUAGUGACAACUUUAGCUCAUUUCCCAUAACGAGUUCACCAUCUUCCACUGAAAUAGAGCAAUCAGAGGAACAUGAACAAGAACAUAGUGGAGAUUCAAACAAGCUCAGAGCUGAUGAAUCAGAGGACCACCAAGAGUCGAAUGAACACGGAAAUGAUGAAUCAGAGGACCACCAAGAGUCGAAUGAACACGGAGCUAAUGAAUCAGAGGACCAAGAUUCGAAUGAACACGGAGCUGAUGAAUCAGAGGACCACCAAGAGUCGAAUGAACACGGAGCUGAUGAAUCAGAGGACCAUCAGGAGUCAAAUGAACACGGAAAUGAUGAAUCACAUGAACAUUUGUGGGAGUCAUAUGGACAAGAAAAUUAUGAAUCCGAGGGAAGUUCAGAAGAGUGGAACGUAGAAUCUUCCACUGAAAUAGAGCAAUUAGAGGAACAAGAACAUAGUGGAGAGUCAAACAUUCGCGGCGCUGAUGAAUCAGAGGACCACCAAGAUGUCAACCAUACUAAUGGCAACUCUAGCUCAUCUCCCAUUACGAGUUCACCAUCUUCCACUGAAAUAGAGCAAUCAGGGGAACAAGAACAAGAACAUAGUGGAGAUUCAAACAAGCUCAGAGCUGAUGAAUCAGAGGACCACCAAGAGUCGAAUGAACACGGAAAUGAUGAAUCAGAGGACCACCAAGAGUCGAAUGAACACGGAGCUAAUGAAUCAGAGGACCAAGAUUCGAAUGAACACGGAGCUGAUGAAUCAGAGGACCACCAAGAGUCGAAUGAACACGGAGCUGAUGAAUCAGAGGACCAUCAGGAGUCAAAUGAACACGGAAAUGAUGAAUCACAUGAACAUUUGUGGGAGUCAAAUGGACAAGAAAAUUAUGAAUCCGAGGGAAGUUCAGAAGAGUGGAACGUAGAAUCUUCCACUGAAAUAGAGCAAUUAGAGGAACAAGAACAUAGUGGAGAGUCAAACAUUCGCGGCGCUGAUGAAUCAGAGGACCACCAAGAUGUCAACCAUACUAAUGGCAACUCUAGCUCAUCUCCCAUUACGAGUUCACCAUCUUCCACUGAAAUAGAGCAAUCAGAGGAACAAGAACUUAGUGGAGAGUCAAACAUUCGCGGCGCUGAUGAAUCAGAGGACCACCAAGAGUCGAAUGAACACGGAGCUGAUGAAUCAGAAGACCACCAUGAGUUAAAUGAUUACGGAGCUGAUGAAUCAGAGAACCAACAGGAGUCAAAUGAACACGGAGCUGAUGAAUCAGAGGACCAACAGGAUUCAAAUGAUUACGGAAAUGAUGAAUCAGAGGACUACCAAGAAUCGAAUGAACACGGAGCUGAUGAAUCAGAAGACCACCAUGAGUUAAAUGAUUACAGAGCUGGUGAAUCAGAGAACCAACAGGAGUCAAAUGAUUACGGAAAUGAUGAAUCAGAGAAAAAUCCGGCAGAUUGGAACUAUCUAUAA
This is a messenger RNA of Bolinopsis microptera, 2418 nucleotides long. RefSeq lists its product as uncharacterized. NCBI's taxonomy places the organism in Eukaryota, Metazoa, Ctenophora, Tentaculata, Lobata, Bolinopsidae. The transcript has a single exon. The record is from RefSeq and is a predicted model, not a curated record. The coding region runs from base 1 to 2418 and encodes 805 amino acids.